AUGGCGACGCUGUCGCUCAAAAUCUCGAUAGAAGGCGGGAAGGUGGUGAAAACUAUACAGUUUGACCCCACCAGCUCAGUCUACGACGCGUGUAGGAUUAUCCGGGAGAAAAUUCUGGAGGCCAACACUAGUGAUGCUAAAGAAUAUGGACUCUUCCUCGCCUCUGAGGAGGAUAACAAAAAGGGAAUCUGGCUGGAAGCAUCCCGCAGUCUCGACUAUUAUAUGCUGAGAAAUGGAGAUCUCUUGGAGUACAACAAGAAGACGCGAAACCUGAGAGUCAGGAUGUUGGAUGGGACAGUUAAAACCCUGUUAGUGGAUGACAGCCAAAUUGUCGCGAAUCUCAUGGUGGUCAUCUGUACUAAGAUCGGAAUUACCAACUACGAUGAGUAUGGAUUGGUCCGUGAAGAACAAAAAGAAGAAGCUGAUCCAUGUGAAAAGCCCAACUACGGUACGCUCACGUUGAGAAGGAGACACCACGAGAAGGAAAGAGAUGCAAAGAUGGAACAGCUCAGAAAGAAAUUAAGAACAGACGAUGAAGUGAACUGGGUGGAGCCAUCGAAAACACUCCGCGAACAAGGAAUUGAUGUCACCGAGACGCUCCUCUUGCGAAGGAAGUUGUUCUUCUCAGAUCGUAACGUGGACUCACGAGACCCCGUUCAACUGAACUUGCUGUAUGUACAAGCGAGAGACGCCAUAUUGGACGGAACUCAUCCAAUCACACAGGACAAAGCCUGCGAGUUUGCGGGUAUUCAAUGUCAGAUACAAUUCGGCGAUCAUAAAGAGGACAAACAUACACCUGGCUUCUUGGAUCUUAAGGAAUUUUUGCCCGCGUCCUACGUAAAAGUCAAAGGCAUUGAAAAGAAGAUAUUCAAGGAGCACCGGAAGCACAUAAACCUGAGCGAACUGGACGCUAAGGUUCUUUACACGAAGAGUGCGAGAGACCUGCCCACUUACGGAGUGGCUUUCUUCUUGGUUAAGGAAAAAAUGAAGGGAAAGAACAAGUUGGUGCCGCGUCUUCUUGGUGUGACCAAGGACUCGGUUCUGCGUCUGGAUGAAAAGACCAAGGAGAUUUUGCAGACAUGGCCUCUAACUACAGUUAGGCGUUGGUGUGCCAGUCCCAAUACGUUCACCCUUGACUUUGGCGACUAUAGUGACCAGUAUUACUCAGUUCAAACAACAGAAGCCGAACAGAUUCUACAAGUGAUAGCCGGUUAUAUUGACAUCAUCGUGCGCAAGCGACGCGCAAGAGACCACCUUGGAAUAGAGGGGGACGAAGGCUCCGCCAUGUUGGAAGACUCUGUGUCCCCUUCCAAGGCAAACAUAAUUCAACACGACACUUUCAAGUCGGGCAAAGUGAACACCGAAUCCGUCGCCAAACCGGCAGUUCUCAGACCAGGAGCUGAAGGUGCCAAGCCGUUCGCAGUCGGCCACAUGACCGGCGCGCAACAGACCACCGUCUCAGGACAAGUAAUUACUGGACACACACCGCCGGCUGCAUCGCAAGUACAACAAACAAAGGUGACGUCCAUCCUCACAGAACCGCAAAGAGCCUUACUCUCCACCAUAACUUCUGGCCGGGAAGUUAUCAAGCACACUGAAGAGGGAUUGACCAGGGCGGCGCUACCAGCGCUUGGUUCCGAUGCAGGCUCGAUCAGAUGGAAAACAUCGACUCUAGACAGCAGCAAGCAAGUGGUGACGUCACACAUAGCAGCCAUGAAUGCGGCCACUGCGCAAGUCGUAACGCUUACCGCAGGGCCAACAGAAGAAGUAGACCACACAGCUGUCGGUGCUGCUAUUACGACAAUCACCACAAACUUACCUGAAAUGACCAAAGGUGUGCAGAUGAUAGCGGCACUUAUGGACGACGAUGAUAAUGGUGAUCGUCUUCUUGAUGCUACGAGAAAGCUGUGUAGCGCCUUUACAGAUCUGCUGCGAGCUGCGGAACCUGAGACAAAAGAGCCCCGUCAGAACUUACUCAACGCAGCGUCUCGUGUCGGAGAAGCCUCAACAAGUGUCCUUUACACAAUUGGCGAAGAAUCCCCACAAGAUAAGGAGACACAGGACAUCCUGCUCUCUCUCGCCAAAGCCGUAGCUAACACAACGGCUGCGCUGGUACUGAAGGCGAAGAAUGUAGCAGCGCAAUGCAGAGAUGAGCAGCCACUGCAGAAUACUAUUAUUGCCGCGGCGACGCACUGUGCGCUUGCGACUAGCCAACUUGUCGCUUGUGCUAAGGUGGUCGCCCCGACCCUCCAUAACCCGGCCUGCCGCGAGCAAUUAACAAGUGCAGCACGCCAAGUUGCCCAAGCUGUGGAGAAAUUAGUUGCGGCUUGUCAACAUGCUCCUGACUCGGCAGGACCUGGGGUUGAACAGCUCACCGUCGCUGCACAGAGAGUCACAGAAGAACUGGAGAGAUUGUUGGCACAUUGCGAUCUUGACCGUCGAGGACAGGCUACAGUUAUUGAGCAAUCUGUGGAAAGUGUUUUGACAGCCAGCGAGCGGCUAGGCUCGGCGGGUGAACCGUCGGAAAUGCUUCGUCGGGCCAGACUCUUGGGACAAGCAACAGCUAGACUUAUCGCCGAUAUUAAGACGGAGGCAGAAAGACAACCAUCAGAAAGUCAAGGCAAAUUACUGGCAGCAGCCAAGCUAUUGGCAGAUGCUACUGCGCGAAUGGUGGAAGCGGCUAGAUUGUGCGCGUCAGAGCCACAGGAUCGUGACAAACAAGAGGCAUUACUUCGCGCAGCGGAAGAGCUACGUUUUAUUACAGCUGAUUAUGCGCAAGGGCAGGAUAUUGUAAGCUCACAAGUAGCCAGGUUACAUGAGAGUGCACGCCAAGCUGCGUCCAGUGCAACACAAUUGAUUGCGUCUGCGCACAACGCCACACAAUAUAACACUAAUAAAUAUUCUCAAGAAGCACUGCUCUCAGAAUGCACUUUAUUGAGCUCCCAUAUUCCACGGCUUACUGAAGCGGGCAGUGUAUUCAGUGCUCGACCACACAAUCCCGCUUCCCAUUUAGAUCUUGUUACAGCUUCGGAAACAUUCUUGCAGCCAAGUGGUCACGUGGCGCAAGCAGCCCGUGCAGUCUUACCAACAGUCAGUGAUCCGGCAGCUAACAAGCAACUUGCGGACACUACGAAUCAAUUUACCGCUAGCUGUGCUGAUCUAAGAUCCGCAGUGAGUCGUGCUCGUGCGUCGUGCCGUGGCUUAGAAUUGGAUGCGGCGGCGGAAAUACUUCGUAGUCUCCAGGAUGAAUUGGACGAAAUGGAGCGAGCGUGUGCGGCAUUCGACUUGUCUCCGCUACCAGCACAAACAGUCGAAUGGGCGUACUCUCAAUUACAAAGCGCCGGUCGUUCUGCCGGAUCCGCUAGCGCAGCGCUAAGCGCGGGGGCGAAGCGCAGCGACCCAGCCGGUUGCGGGCGAGCAGCCCUCGACCUUGCCUCUUCGUUGCGUCAUUUCGCACCGCCGCUACGCGCUGCUCUUGCGCAUGCUCCAGCUGAACAACAGCCUAGAGUGCUAUCAUCUGGCCGCCAUGUUGUAAACUCAUCGCUGAUAUUAGUGGAAAGCGUAAAGAAAUACCUCACCAGUUCAGAAGAAGUCGACUGUGCUAACAUAGUUAGCAUGGCCAAGAAUGUAUCGCAGGGUGUGGAGUUGACUCUCGAGUCAGUUCCAUCUCACACCGAGCUGGAUGCCGCUAUGGAGAACAUCAACCAGACCUUGCAGAUUUUGGACAUGGGUGAAUUACCGCGCACAGACAAGAGUUAUGGGGAAUUACAAACUGAACUGAACGCGGCCGCAGUUGGUCUUAGCACUGCUUCUUCUGACGUCGUGUCUUCAGUGGAGCAAGGAACGCUUAGUAGUAGCGGAAGACACUUCGGUGACGCCUUUAAUAGACUCAUGGGCGUCUCGCUGGAGCUGGCUGGCCAAACUGAGGAACGUGAAUCCCGCAGCGAGAUGAUCCGAUCAAUGAAAACUGUGACUGUCAACUCUUCGAAGCUGCUCGGUACCGCCAAGUCUGUCAGCCAAGAUUUGACGCGUCCCAACGCUAAGAAUCAACUGGCGGCCGCGGCUCGUGCUGUCACUGAAAGUAUCAAUAACUUGGUUGAUGUUUGCACCGAGGCGGCACCAGGCCAAAAGGAAUGCGCUGCAGCUAUAAGAAGCAUAGAGAGUACCAGGACUCUUCUCUCGCAACCAUCACAGCCGAUCAACGACAUGGGAUACUUUGCUUGUCUUGAUGCUGUUGUCGAGCAGAGCAAAGCACUCAGCGAAGGCAUGUCUGGUAUGGCAAGUUCUAUUAAGAAGAGCGACAGCAGCCAGUUUGCUAGAAGUGUCAGUGGGGCUGGAACAGCUGUACAAACGCUUGUGGAAUGUACCGCGCAGGCUGCUUACCUGACUGCGGUUUCGGAUGAGACGUCAGUGGCUGGUCGUGCAGGCUUGGUCGACCAAGCUCAGUUCGCUCGUGCCGCGGCAGCUAUAGACCGAGCUUGUUCUACACUUAGCGAUCCUAGGACAGACCAACACCAGGUACUAUCAGCAGCCACAGUGAUUGCUAAGCAUACUAGCGCCCUCUGCAACGCAUGUCGUGUUGCCUCAGGGCGUUCUACGGAACCGCAGAGUAAGCGACACUUCGUGCAAGCCGCUAAAGAUGUCGCCAACUGUACUGCGGCACUUGUCAAAGAGAUUAAAGCACUUGAUUUGGAUUAUAGCGAGGCAAAUCGUGAGAGAUGCGCAAACGCAACCGGGCCCUUACAAGAAGCGGUGCGAAGUUUAUGCCAAUUCGCAGACAGCCCCGAGUUCGCAGCAGUUCCCGCCAAAAUAUCACCACAGGCCAGACUCAACCAGGAGGCCAUUUUGGACUGUGGCAGGAGUAUAAUAUCUGGCUCUUGUUCGAUGUUGGAAGCAGCUCGGGUACUAGUUCUGUCACCGACUGAUCGUCCUCAAUGGCAAGCACUUGCUUCUCACAGCAAAACCGUUUCAGACAGCAUCAAGCAACUCGUUACUAACAUUCGUGAGAAAGCACCGGGACAACGUGAAUGCGGUCGCGCAUUGGAUACCUUGAACAACCAACAGCGCGAUUUGGAUCAGGUUGCUAUACAAGCCGUUGGUCAGGAGUUGAGACCUCGUCAAGCUAAUACACUUCAAGGUAUGUUGAACGGUCUAUAA
This is a messenger RNA of Leptosia nina, 5157 nucleotides long. The record is from the annotation of a GenBank genome assembly. NCBI's taxonomy places the organism in Eukaryota, Metazoa, Arthropoda, Insecta, Lepidoptera, Pieridae.